Molecule: messenger RNA, 1284 nt
Organism: Aspergillus puulaauensis
Lineage: Eukaryota; Fungi; Ascomycota; Eurotiomycetes; Eurotiales; Aspergillaceae
Product: Gfo/Idh/MocA family protein
Exons: 2
Coding region: 1-1284 (427 amino acids)
Molecular function (GO): nucleotide binding
Source: RefSeq, a predicted model, not a curated record
AUGGUAAAGAAAUACGCCCUCGUCGGCACCGGCGGUAGAGCCAUCUUCUUCUACACGGCAAUAGUCAAAGACUUCGCCCAAACCGCGCAGCUGGUCGGAUUCUGCGACACGAACCAAACACGCCUGGACUAUGCAAACUCGCGUCUUGAAGCGCUUGGACAUGCGCCAGUUCCAGCAUUCCUCGCUUCGGACUUUGAUCGCAUGAUUGCGGAAACGAAGCCGGAUGAUGUUAUUGUCACGACCAUCGACCGCACGCAUAACAUCUACAUUGUCCGGGCGCUUGAACUCGGCUGUAAUGUGAUUACGGAGAAACCGAUGACGAUUGAUGUCCCGCGAUGUCGAGAGAUCUUUUCUGCUGUAGAGAGGACUGGGAAGAAAGUCACGGUGUCGUUUAAUUACCGCUAUGCACCGCAUAACACGAAGAUAUACGAGUUGCUGGCGUCUGGAGCGAUUGGCGAGGUGAACUCGGUGCAUUUUGAGUGGCUGCUGAAUACGCAGCAUGGGGCUGAUUACUUUCGACGAUGGCAUCGAGAUAAGAGAAACUCCGGCGGACUGCUGGUCCACAAAUCAACCCACCACUUCGACCUGGUGAAUUUCUGGCUACAGUCCCGACCAGAGACAGUAGUUGCAAUGGGCGACUUGAAGUUCUACGGCCGCGAGAAUGCAGAGAGGCGCGGGGAGACGAAGUUCUAUUCGCGUGCGUAUGGGAGCGACAACGCAAAGGACGACCACUUUGCGCUGCAUCUUGAUCGUAACCCUCAGCUGAAAGCUAUGUAUCUGGAUGCCGAGAAGGAAGAUGCGUACUACCGGGACCAGUCUGUGUUCAGCGACGGGAUAAGCAUUGAGGAUACAAUGGGCGUGAUGGUGCGGUACCGUUCUGGUGCUGUUCUAACGUACAGCCUGACCGCGUAUGCGCCGUGGGAGGGAUUCAGGGUGAUGUUCAACGGGAGUAAAGGGCGGUUGGAGGUCGAGGUUGUGGAACAGUCGUAUGUGAAUUCUGGUGGAGAGCAGGCGCUCGAGGGGGCAUUGGAAAGCAGGUCGAUUGUGCUGCGGCCGCUGUUUGGGAAGCCUGUUGAGAUAGAGAUUCCGGAGGGGAGUGGUGGGCAUGGCGGAGGUGAUCCCCAGCUGCUGAAUGAUCUGUUUGGCGAAGUAUCUGGAGAUGAUCCCUAUAGGAGAGCUGCAUCCCAUGUGGACGGCGCGUUGUCGAUUCUCACGGGGGUGGCUGCAAAUCAGUCUAUCAGAACGGGGCAGACUGUGAGAGUGGAUGAUGUUUUCCAAGUAUAG